UGUGUGCAACUUCGGAAUUGUAUAUUAUUUAGAUUUAUUUCAAUAUCAUACCUUUCGACGCUAUCCCCAAGCUUUUCACUGUAUUCACGGUAACUGCAGCUGACUGUCCAUGCACCGGGGCACUUCACCAAUGGCCACUGAUCUCUUGGCAACUGUUUUGUCGGAUAUUAAGUUUUCCACUGCAAAUGGCUCAGAAGUGUGCAUGAGGAAGGAUGAGCAGGUACUGAUUCUGGAAAAGACAAACAGCAGAUGGUGGAAGGUGGUCAGAAGUGGUCAGGGACAGCCGUUCUAUGCUCCGUCGGACGUGCUGCAGGAGCGGGCGGUGCCGCGUGUGCGACUCCGUUCCGGUACCGGCAGCGUCCGAGACCGCAGACGCGCCCCGCUGUCGGCAGUGGACGCGGAGCGGCACAUCAGCGGCCAUGAGGACGCGGUCGGCGCCGGCUGGGACUGGCGCGGUGCCGCCGCCGCCGGCAGCCCGGUGGCCCGCAGCAGCUCCAUGGACGAUGUGCUGGCCGAGUCGCCGUCGCGCGCCGGCCACACCUGGCACCGGCGGCAGUCGUGGGCGCCCGAGCGGCGCUCCGAGGGCCGGCAGGCGGCCGGCGGCGCACUGCCAGCGCCGGCAGCACUCCCGGAGCCCUCCCACCGCCGGUCGCACUCCUACCAGCUGGAGAUGAGCCGCGCGCACGGCUCCGACCAGAGCAUCGGCAGCACCGGCCGGCCGCGGCCCGCCGCCGGCAGUGACACGUGGGAGCGCAAAGGGCCGCCGCCGGCACCGCCGGGCGCGAGCAGCACGUGGGAGCGGGGCGCCACGGGCGGCUCGCGCGCCCCGCACGGCACCAGUAACACGUGGGAGCGAGGUGGCCGGGUGGACCCGCAGUUCGCGCAGCCCGAGCCCAGCUGGGAGAGGAAGGGCACCAGCGGGCCGAUCGUGCCGCAGAGCGGAGCCGGCGUCUGGGAGCCCGCGCUUGAUGGCUCCGCGCCUCCUCCGUACGGCGGCAGUAGCACCUGGGAGCGCGGCAAGGACAGCGUGCGCGUGCGCGGACCCAUGGCCAUGUCGUGGCAGACGGAGCGGAAGCAGGCGCCGGUGCCGCCGCCGCGCACCCGACACGCGCUGCAGGGGAUGGCGGCCGGCGUCAGCGGUCCCUCAGGAGCGGCAGAGCCGGCCGGUCUGUCCACCGGUCGCGGUAUCAUCAACCAGUCGGCGCCGAGCCUGGCGUUUGACGCCAUCGACGCUCGCCGGCCGUCACCGAGCUCACUGGCGGCGCGCCGGCCGUCACCGAGCUCGCUUUCCGACCUGCGCGCGCAGCGACCCGACCUGUCCGACGGCCACAACGAGGGCUACCGGCGCACGGCCGAGCGGCUGGCCGGCCGCAGUGAGAGCCCGCGGCCACCGCCGGCCGCCGCCGACCGGACCGAGGGUAUCUGGAUGCCGGCGAGGCUGGCGGAGCGGCCGCCGGUCAGGACGGAGGAGACUGCGGCAGGGACGGGCACGGGGAGACCUGCCGUACCGCCCCGGCCCAGCAGGAGGCCCGCAGCCGAACAGCAACAACAGCCCGUCCACGCUCUGGUCUCACCCCGUACCUAA
Molecule: messenger RNA, 1585 nt
Organism: Amphibalanus amphitrite
Lineage: Eukaryota; Metazoa; Arthropoda; Thecostraca; Balanomorpha; Balanidae
Product: skin secretory protein xP2-like
Exons: 5
Coding region: 110-1585 (491 amino acids)
Molecular function (GO): protein binding
Source: RefSeq, a predicted model, not a curated record